Molecule: messenger RNA, 1242 nt
Organism: Gordionus sp. m RMFG-2023
Lineage: Eukaryota; Metazoa; Nematomorpha; Gordioida; Chordodea; Parachordodidae
Product: nitric oxide synthase-interacting protein-like
Exons: 4
Coding region: 71-1210 (379 amino acids)
Biological process (GO): protein ubiquitination
Cellular component (GO): nucleus
Molecular function (GO): ubiquitin protein ligase activity
Source: RefSeq, a predicted model, not a curated record
UAUAAAUCAUUUUUAUCUAUCAGGGUACAACUGGUAAAUUACCAACUGUCAUUUUGGAGGUAUUUGAAUCAUGACACGACAUUCAAGGAAUUGCACUUCAAAUCCUGUAUAUUCAUAUCAUGAACAAAAAAAGGACUCAGUAAGUGGAAAUUAUGGAACUCAAAGACUUAGAUGUGGUAAAGAGAGUAUCAAAGAUUUUGAUUGUUGUUCUUUAAGUUUGCAACCUUGCAUAGACCCUGUUGUCACACCUGAUGGCUAUUUAUUUGAUAAAGCUGCUAUAAUAGAAUUCAUAUUAACUAAGAAAAAGGAAAUUAAAAACCAAAAGAUUGACUAUGAAAAGUACAAAGAAGAAAAAGAAAAAAAUAGUGUUGAAAAUUUAAAUAAAGAAGCUAAACGCCAAAAAUUUAUUAAAAGGGAAGACGAUAUUCUAACUCAAUCGACUCUCGUUUCUAAAUCGAUGGCUCCCAUUAUCAGCAACAGAGAAUUUAUCACCCCAUUAUCUUCUCAACUCCUCAAUAAAGUUAAAGUUGCUAACCCUGAACAAGAUAAUCGCAAUAAUAUUUCAAAUAACAGCCAAAGUAAUGAUAACAAAACAACAUUAUUUAGUUUUUGGGUUCCAUCCUUGACUCCAGAUGCCUCAGCCAAAAGAAAUUCAAAAGGAGAAUUAAUUGUGGAUUUAGAACAUUCUAAAUCUAACAACAUUAAUUUCAAUCAUAAAGAACCCCCCAAAACCCAAGUCCUAUGUCCAUUCAGUGGAAAACUCCUUCGAAUGAAGGAUUUGAUACCAGUUAAAUUUAAAAAAGUGGCUAAGGAUGGGAAAUCGAAUGGAGACCCAACACACUACACAGCUAAUUCCUCUAAAUAUCAUUACGUUUGCGCGGUCACUGGAGAUAUCAUAAGCAAUAGCAUUCCUUGUGCUGUAUUAAGACCUUCCGGUUGUGUCGUAACGCUUCAAUGCGUGGAAAAAAUCAUCAAAAACGAUAUGAUAGAUCCUAUUAACGGCAUAAAGCUAAGGAAAUACGACCUCGACUUUCCUGAAAUUGAUAAAAAUGAUAGUGAUAAGGAUGGGAAUUUCGGAAAUUUUGAAUAUUUAAAACAUCUUUCUCCAGAUAUAAUAUUCUUAGAAAGGGGUGGAACAGGCUUUUCCCAAGCGUGCCAAGAUACGGAGCUUUUAAAAUCGCGUGUUAAAAGGCCCGUUCUACAUAUGUAAAAUUGUUGUCUAAUAAAAUAGUUAUAAUUAUA